Hydra vulgaris (swiftwater hydra) is the source of this 711-nucleotide messenger RNA. NCBI's taxonomy places the organism in Eukaryota, Metazoa, Cnidaria, Hydrozoa, Anthoathecata, Hydridae. The record is from RefSeq and is a predicted model, not a curated record.
AUGGGCUUUAAUAAAGUAGCCGUUAAUAAAUUUUUCGAGCUUGUUAAGAAUGUCAUUGACAUAAAUAAAAUUGAUGUCGAAAGAGUAUGGAACGUCGAUGAAACAGGCAUUUCUACUCUCCCUAAGUCGCUGUCAAAAGUUAUUUCCACAAAAGGAAAAAGACAAGUUGGCUCUCUUACAUAUGCAGAAAGGGGUCAACUUGUUACAGCAGUAAUUUGCUGUUCAGCAAGUGGGAGAUACAUGCCACCUAUUUUAAUCUUUCCCCGUCAGCGCAUGAAGGCAGAGUUGAUGGAUGGAGCACCUCCUGGUGCAUACCACCCAAGUGGAUGGAUCCAGACUGAUUUAUUUAUAAAUUGGUUAAAGAAAUUUAUAUUACACACAGGAGACACAAAAGAUUCACCAGUUCUUUUAAUAUUAGAUGGACAUGCGACACACACUAAAAGCAUAGAGCUUAUUGACAUUGCCAGAGAGAAUGGUGUCAUUCUCCUUUGUUUGCCUCCACACUGCACUCACAAAAUGCAACCUCUUGACAUUUCAUUUAUGAAACCUCUGAGUACAUUUUAUGACCAUAAUUUAAGGAAAUGGUUAAGAACAAAUCCUGGGCGCGUGGUAACGCAAUUUCAAAUUGCAUCACUGUUUGAAGCGUCAUAUCUUGAUGCUGCUACCAUGACUAAUGCAAUCAAUGGAUUUAAAAAAGCAGGUAUUUGGUAG